Podarcis raffonei (Aeolian wall lizard) is the source of this 1542-nucleotide messenger RNA. Its product is annotated as vomeronasal type-2 receptor 26-like. Lineage: Eukaryota; Metazoa; Chordata; Lepidosauria; Squamata; Lacertidae. The record is from RefSeq and is a predicted model, not a curated record. Bases 1 to 1542 code for a protein of 513 amino acids. Gene Ontology annotation, molecular function: G protein-coupled receptor activity. Gene Ontology annotation, cellular component: membrane. The transcript is spliced from 4 exons. Gene Ontology annotation, biological process: G protein-coupled receptor signaling pathway.
AUGAUCCAAAUAUACCAGCAUUUCCUGGCCUCAAUAUUUGCUGCAAAAGAGAUCAAUGAAAAUCCACACCUCUUACCCAAUGUUACACUGGGCUUCCAUAUCUAUAGUAGUUAUUUCAGUCCACGAGUGACUUAUCAGGCCUCAUUGGAACUCUUCUCUACACAGGGCAGAUUCACCCCCAACUACAAAUGUGAUAGGGGGAGCAAUCCAGUAGCAGUCAUUGGUGGGCCUACUUCUGAAGUCUGUCUCCACAUGGCAGAUAUUCUAUGCAUCUACAAGAUUCCACAGCUCAACUACUUUGUGAGAAGCACCUCAUUUAACAACAGUGCUGGGGAAAAAGUUUCUUUCAAUGAAUAUGGAGAGAUAGAAGCUGUAUUUGAUAUCAUCAAUUGGGUCACAUUCCCAAACCAGUCUUUUCAUAGAGUCAAAGUUGGGAAAGUUGAGCCCAUGGCUCCCCAAGAAGAAGCGUUCAGUAUUCGUGAAAAAGACAUUGUGUGGCCUAGCAGGUUUAACCAGGCACAGCCCCUUUCUCUUUGUAAUGACCAUUGCCAUUUGGGAUAUCAUAAGGCAAAGAAGGAAGGAGAGCCAUUUUGCUGCUAUGAUUGCCUCCCAUGUCCGGAAGGAAAGAUUUCCAACCAGGCGGACAUGGAUGAAUGCUUUCAGUGCCCACAAGAUCAUUACCCAAACGUGGAAAAGGAUUCAUGCAUUCCAAAAGAUAUAAGUUUCUUGUCUUAUGGAGAACCACUGGGGAUCAGUUUGGCCUGUUUUGCUCUCUCUUUUGCUUUCAUCACAGGGUUGGUGCUUUGGAUUUUCAUUAAGCACCGUGAAACUCCCAUAGUCAAAGCCAACAACCGCAACCUCUCCUACACUCUCCUCACCUCCCUCUUGCUUUCUUUCCUCUGUACUCUUCUAUUCAUUGGUCGACCUGAGAAAGUGGCAUGUCUCCUUCGACAAACAGCUUUUGGCACCAUCUUUUCAGUGGCUGUUUCUUGUGUGUUGUCUAAGACAAUCAUUGUGGUCCUUGCUUUCAUGGUCACCAAACCAGGGUCCAGCAUGAGGAAAUGGGUGGGGAAACAGCAGGCCAUUUCCAUUGUCCUCUCCUGCUCCUUGAUUCAAGCUGCUCUUUGUACCGUGUGGCUGGCAACUUCUCCCCCAUUCCCAGAUUUAGACAUGCACUCAAUGAAUAAAGAAAUUGUUCUGCAAUGUAAUGAAGGGUCAGUCACCAUGUUCUACUGUGUCUUGGGGUUUAUGGGCUUGCUGGCCAUUGUCAGCUUCUGUGUAGCCUUCCUAGCCAGGAAGUUACCUGACAGUUUUAAUGAAGCCAAGUUUAUCACCUUCAGCAUGUUGGUUUUUUGCAGUGUGUGGCUUUCAUUUGUUCCAACCUAUCUGAGCACCAAAGGAAAAUUCAUGGUGGCUGUGGAGAUCUUCUCCAUCUUGGCCUCCAGUGCUGGGUUACUGGGUUGCAUCUUUUCCCCAAAAUGUUAUAUUAUAGUCCUGAGGCCAGAACUGAACAAUAGGGAGCAGCUAAAAAGAACAAAUUAA